Balaenoptera musculus (blue whale) is the source of this 3685-nucleotide messenger RNA. It is a transcript of the gene ZBTB14, whose product is annotated as zinc finger and BTB domain containing 14. The record is from RefSeq and is a predicted model, not a curated record. Gene Ontology annotation, biological process: regulation of transcription by RNA polymerase II. Lineage: Eukaryota; Metazoa; Chordata; Mammalia; Artiodactyla; Balaenopteridae. Gene Ontology annotation, molecular function: protein binding; DNA-binding transcription factor activity, RNA polymerase II-specific; RNA polymerase II cis-regulatory region sequence-specific DNA binding. Gene Ontology annotation, cellular component: nucleus.
UGGAGGCUCCCUGGGUCCUCCGCUCCGUUCCCUGCUUCCUCCGCAUCCCGAAGUUGCCAGCUUUGACCGGGAAGUGGUGCCGCCGCCAUUGUCGCGGCGGCCCCGGGGUCGGGGAGGCGGCCGUCGCCGCCGCUUAUGACUGGCGUGCCCCUGAUCAGAAUUAUUCUGAUCCGAAGAAUUUGGUGUUUAAAGCAUUAAGAUAAUAGCCUGAGUUGUUCAUGGAGUUUUUCAUCAGUAUGUCUGAAACCAUUAAAUACAAUGACGAUGAUCAUAAAACUCUGUUUCUGAAAACCCUAAACGAGCAGCGCCUGGAAGGAGAAUUUUGCGAUAUCGCGAUUGUGGUGGAGGAUGUCAAGUUCAGGGCGCACAGGUGUGUCCUUGCCGCCUGCAGCACCUACUUUAAAAAGCUUUUCAAGAAGCUUGAGGUCGAUAGCUCUUCAGUAAUAGAAAUAGAUUUUCUCCGUUCUGAUAUAUUUGAAGAGGUCCUGAAUUACAUGUACACGGCAAAGAUUUCUGUGAAAAAAGAAGAUGUUAACUUAAUGAUGUCAUCGGGUCAGAUUCUCGGUAUCCGAUUUUUGGAUAAACUCUGUUCUCAGAAGCGGGACGUAUCCAGUCCCGACGAAAAUAACGGCCAGUCCAAAAGCAAGUACUGCCUCAAGAUCAAUCGCCCCAUUGGAGAUGCCGCUGACACUCAGGAUGAUGACGUGGAGGAAAUCGGAGACCAAGACGACAGUCCCUCCGAUGACACGGUAGAAGGCACCCCCCCAAGUCAGGAGGACGGCAAGUCACCCACGACGACGCUCAGGGUCCAGGAAGCGAUCCUGAAAGAGCUGGGGAGUGAGGAGGUGCGGAAAGUCAAUUGCUAUGGCCAGGAAGUCGAAUCCAUGGAGACCCCCGAGUCCAAGGAUCUGGGAUCCCAGACCCCUCAAGCCUUAACAUUUAACGAUGGAAUGAGCGAAGUGAAGGAUGAACAGACCCAGGCUGGACCACAAGCUGCCAGCGACAUGAAGUUUGAGUACCUGCUGUACGGCCACCACCGGGAGCAGAUCGCUUGCCAGGCCUGCGGGAAGACGUUUUCGGACGAGGGCAGGCUGAGAAAGCACGAGAAGCUGCACACGGCCGACCGGCCCUUCGUCUGCGAGAUGUGCACCAAGGGCUUCACCACCCAGGCCCACCUGAAGGAGCACCUGAAGAUCCACACGGGCUACAAGCCCUACAGCUGCGAGGUGUGCGGCAAGUCGUUCAUCCGCGCCCCGGACUUGAAGAAGCACGAGCGGGUCCACAGCAACGAGCGGCCCUUCGCCUGCCACAUGUGCGACAAGGCCUUCAAACACAAGUCCCACCUCAAGGACCACGAGCGCAGGCAUCGGGGCGAGAAGCCCUUCGUGUGCGGCUCCUGCACCAAGGCCUUCGCCAAGGCGUCGGAUCUGAAACGGCACGAGAACAAUAUGCACAGCGAGCGGAAGCAGGUCACCCCCAGCGCCCUGCAGAGCGAGACGGAGCAGCUGCAGGCGGCGGCCAUGGCCGCGGAGGCCGAGCAGCAGCUGGAGACCAUCGCCUGCAGCUAGAGGCGGGGGACCGGGAUGCUCGGGGCCAGGGGUGCUCCGCCGGCAUCCUGCAUCCUGACCCAUGAACGCCAGCCGCUGCAUUUCGGUGGACAACUUACGGAGCAUUGUACUCGCUGGGACUUAAGGCAGUGCUUGGUUGGGUGUUUUGAAAACUUUUCAAGGAAAUACCGUUCCUUGGUUCUGACCAAACAGUUUCACUGUCCCGUCUGGUGUCUAGUAUUAAUGUUGCCAGUAAGCAUCCGCACCCCCGCCCCACUUUUUUAUGAUUUCUGAUUUUAAUUUUGAGAACUCUUGUGUCCAGUCAGAAGUGAGAGACUUCUGUUCCUUUUUAAAAUUCCUCUCUCCGCUUGCUGCACCGGGGAGCGCACUGCACAGAGUGAUAAUUGAAUGAAUUGAUUUCCUGAUCAUCACCGUUCUAUGUGACUUAGGGUUACAACAGCAUUUUUAAGAACUUUGGUAAAAGUACUUUGUGUCGAUGCAGAAAAUACGGGUGGGUGGUUGACCAAGAACCCUGCGUGCGCAGAUGUGAAAACAAGUUGUGGAAAUGCAAAAUGGUCUCAGAUUUAUAUACUUGGUUUGUUAAUUUUCUAUCACUGUUUUUCAUGGUUUUUGUGGACAAAUAAUGGUUGCUUUGCUGAAGUGUUUCUUCAUCCCUUUUGAUUGCCCACACCUGCCCCCCAAAGGUUUCAUCACACGUCCCGAAGGCAUGUUGGUGGUCUGAGGGCUGAGUUUUUUCAUUCCUCUUAUUUCGGGCAUUGCCACUCUGCAGCCGACGGGGUUUGUGGGAUGGACCAGUGAUGAGAGGGUUAGAAAAGGAGUAUAGGAACCUGACUCUCAGAGACAAGGCUUGCACAUUUGCCACAAUUCCAAGAUUUCCUAGAUCAAAUAAAUUCCUAAUUGAUUUUGAAAUUGGAUUUUUGUUGAGGAUCAAAAUUAGGACAAGAACAGGUAUGCCUCUUCGGAUACAUUGUGUAACUUAAAGAGUGUCAUCAAGCUUUUGGGCUCUCUGUAGCACAUGAUUAUCCAUAAAGGAGAUGCAGUGUCCUUCCUUAAAUCAAGACGUUUUAAAAUUUUUUAAGUGUGUAAAUAGUACAGAAGCAUUGGUCUUAUGUAUCUCAAGUACAAGUAGACAGCUGCACUUUUUUUGCACAUUGAUUAAAGUACUUCCAUCAGCAACAAACAUCAGUCUGUUUUUAACCAGUAUUAAAGAUUGUCAGACCAAAUGUUUAUGUUUUGAAGUAUAUUUCAUCACUGGUUACACUUUUAAGUGGAAGUUGACUGCCUUUUCAUAGCUGUAAAUGGAAUUAUAAGUGCUGUUCCAAUUCUGGUGUAUGAAACUUCUUUUUAAACAUUCUUUAGGAAUAUAUGAAAUACCAUCAAUAGUUUGAAUUAUGUUCUGUAAUAAAAUAUUAAUUAUUUUAGAAUGUACCAUUUUGAAAAAUGUCAAUUUUUAAAAUUUAUUUUGGUGCUAGGAUUUUUUUAAAGAUAUAUUAAUUUCAUUUCCUAGCUUGUUGCAUUAACACCUGUAAUUAUAAUUGUGAGAUAAAUUUUAUUUUUUAAAUUGGUGUAUAUGUUAUGCCCAAGGAUGUAGGAUGAAGAUGCUACCUUUUUAAGAAACUUAUUUAUUGGUAAAUGUUUAAUUUAGUUUAAAAUUAAUUUAUUUUUUUUCUUAAAAGUUGAUUAUUUCUCCUAAAAGUAGUCCUGUCACUGUGUUUAUAUACUAUUAGUAGAAAGGGAACCGAUUGCUGUCCUAGACUGUUUUAACCAAAGCAAAGGAAAAAAUAAUUUAACAUCUGUGGAUAGCUACUUCAGCAAAUCAUUUUUGGGGCCUUCGUUUUUGUAUAUAAAGAAAAUAUACUUCUGUCAUUCCUGUUUUCAUUUUUUCUUAGCAACCUGUCACAUACCCAGGUUUCUACUAAAGUGCAUUUUCUAUACUGUCUUCGUCCUGGUUUUACAGAAUUGCAAGUUCACCGUGUGGCAUUAACCCUCAUUGAAACCAACCUAAGCAUGGUGGUACCCAAAAAGAAAGCUUAAUAUUCAGCACUUUAUUUGCAUCAUUGUAAAUAUGUGUCAUUUGUCCUAUUUUGCAUGAGAAAUAUAUUUUGUGUUGUAAUUUC